Alternaria arborescens is the source of this 1893-nucleotide messenger RNA. RefSeq lists its product as hypothetical. Gene Ontology annotation, biological process: regulation of Golgi organization. Lineage: Eukaryota; Fungi; Ascomycota; Dothideomycetes; Pleosporales; Pleosporaceae. The coding region runs from base 1 to 1893 and encodes 630 amino acids. The transcript is spliced from 7 exons. The record is from RefSeq and is a predicted model, not a curated record. Gene Ontology annotation, cellular component: cytosol.
AUGGAGCCAUCCCCUCUAACCCAGGACUCGCGGCCUGAAAUAUUCCAGCCCAAAAUCAUAUCCCUCUACGAAACCCUAUUCAAAGAAGAUGACGAAGAUGUCGAACUGUCCGAGGGAUUCUGGCAAGAAUUCUUUCUCCACCGCCCCGAUACAGCCGGCCUGAAGCGCACACUGGCCUCGAUUGCGCCAGACGAGAUGCUCCACCAGCAAGCGCGUUCACAGCAACUCUUCCGCCACGCCCUCCUCCGCGUCAAGCAAGCAAAAGCACCCGCCGACGAAAUCGCCCUCGAGACCUUGACAGUCUUCCUCGAUGCCGCUCUUACCAAGAAAUACACGAAUCCUAGCUCCGACAUCAUAUCUGUUCUUACGGGGCUCAACGAUGCGGAUGCCGUCAUGACGGAUUUUGUAGCCACGCUGGAUACGGCUAUACGGGGUGGACGUGAUGUUGCUUUGCGCCUGAGGGCCGUUCGAGCGACGCUGAGUAUAACCGCCGCUGGCUUUCAGACUGCGCUGCCGAGUUACUUUACGCAUCGCGAUCUGUUCCCGAGUCUCAUGAAGUACAUCUCCGACUGUCCCUCGACUCCUCAAGUCGUCCCCGCCCUCUACCUCCUUGGCCUCCUCACGAACUACAACAAAUUCGAAUUUCAAAACCCGUAUCGCCUGCGUCUCGACGACUUUGUCAACGACGCCAUCAUACAGGACAUGGUGAGCUGUUUCGGCGACACGUGUAGGAAGCUGAGAGAUAGCUAUGUAGCUGUGCAAGAUGAUAUGCCCGAAGGUUGGAGUCUGGGAUCUACGCUUAGUUAUAUUGGCUUGGGGGCGCUGGCGGGGAGUGGGAGUAGGCCAACGACACCAACACCGGCGGCCCCUGAAGAGGCAAAGAGCCUCUUUGCUGCAUUACCCGGUCCGGAAAUCGGCAUCCUCCUCUCUGUCUACGACUUCGCAAACGCGAACAAAGUCUUCUGCUUCAACCUCGUCAAAUCUACCCCCAACGCCUCGUCCGAUGCCGCAGCAGCCUCACCAUCCCCCCUCAGCGCGUACCUCUCUUUGACGAGCUACAUGUUCCAGCAUGCACACAGGAGUGCGAGGGCGGCGCUGUACACAUACCUCAGUCUCUUCGUGCUGCAAAUACUUGUCGAGGACCAGACGCUCGCGAAGCGUCUGUGCAGUGAGGAAAGUAAACUGGACGUAAGGUUGUGUCGGCAGCGACAACCUUAUCUGCCGGUUGUGAGGGGGGAGAGAGUACCAGGUGCUGUUGUGUUGGAUAUGAUGAAUGAUGCUAUCAGUCAUAAUCUAAGGAGACGGUUGGAUGUGGAUUUUUACAUCCUCUGUCUCGGCGUCCUAUUGCGUCUGCUCUCCCACCUCAGUCGAACAAAAACGCGCAUCACGUACCAUUGGGCAGAACUCUGGCGAACUCUCCUCUCCUUUGUCCGCUUCCUCACCACGUACGAAAGCGACAUCAAGAGCAACUACAAAUCCAACAAGAUGAUUGACCUGCUCGUCAACCUCCUCGCUUUCGCGCUGUCGAGCGGCGAAAACUUCUUACCGGAUCCAGCCGCGUACGACGACCUCUUCUACAAGCUCGUCGAGAGUGGCGAUACCCUCGUCAAGUUCCGAGACGCGUUUGCCUUGGGAAAACAGGGGUCCAUGCAGACGCUGAUUAACGUGUCGAAUCACUAUCAGGCCUUGUUGAAUGACAAGGGCAAGGCGAGGAAGCAUCUUAGUCCGCAAGAGGUGCACGCGGUUAUCAAGCAAGGGUAUGAGACAUUGAAUAUUGACGCGAGUGAGGGAUUGGACCGGUGGGACAAGUUUCGUGAGGCCGACCACAAGUCAACGUUGAAGAAGAUUGCCAGGGUUGUUGUGGAGGAUGCUAGGGGAUUAGGUGGCGAGUAG